CAUAGUAAAGGACUAUAUGUUAUGUUAGAUGUUGUACACUCCCACGCAUCAAAAAAUGUAUUAGAUGGUUUGAAUCAGUUUGAUAGUACAGAUGCUGGUUACUUUCAUAGCGGACCUAAUGGAAGUCAUCCCCUUUGGGACAGCAGACUUUUCAAUUAUUCUGAGUAUGAAGUGUUACGAUUUUUACUGUCAAAUUUGCGAUGGUAUAUUGAAGAAUAUAAUUUUGAUGGCUUUAGAUUUGAUGGUGUUACAUCUAUGCUAUACCAUUCUCGAGGUGCUGGUCAAGGGUUCAGUGGACACUAUGAUGAAUAUUUUGGUCUUAAUGUUGAUUCUGAUGCAUUGAUUUAUUUGAUGUUGGCAAACUACAUGCUCCAUACAUUCUACCCCAAUUGCAUAACUAUAGCUGAAGAUGUGUCUGGAAUGCCUUCAUCAUGUCGACCUGUAAGUGAAGGAGGACUUGGAUUUGAUUAUCGUCUAGGAAUGGCUAUACCUGAUAUGUGGAUAAAACUGCUGAAGGAGGUUAAAGAUGAUGAUUGGAAUAUGGGAGAUAUUGUUCAUACACUUACAAAUCGAAGGUGGAUGGAAAAAACAGUUUCCUAUGCCGAAUCCCAUGACCAGGCUCUUGUUGGAGAUAAAACCGUUGCAUUUUGGUUGAUGGAUAAAGAAAUGUAUACACAUAUGGCUGUCUCAAGCGAUCCGUCUUUAAUCAUUGAUCGUGGAAUAGCAUUACACAAAAUGAUUCGGUUGAUCACCAAUAGUCUUGGUGGUGAAGCAUAUUUAAAUUUUAUUGGUAAUGAAUUUGGCCAUCCUGAAUGGUUAGACUUCCCUCGUGAUGGCAAUAAUAGUUCAUAUCAUUAUGCCAGACGACAAUGGAAUUUAGUCGAUGAUGAAUCAUUAAAAUAUAAGUAUUUAAACAAUUUUGAUAAAAGUAUGAAUCAUUUAGAAAAUAAAUAUGGAUGGUUAAAUGACAAUCCUGGGUAUGUGAGUUUAAAGCAUGAAGAUGAUAAAAUAAUUGCAUUUGAAAGAGGUGGCUUAUUAUUUGUAUUCAAUUUCCAUCCAACCAAGAGUUUUACAGAAUACAAAAUCGGUUUGAAUUUGUCAGGCUCGUUAAAAAUAGUUUUAAAUAGUGAUAAUUCAGAAUAUGGAGGACACAGUCGCAUUGAUAACAAUAUUACAUAUCCAACUAUCAAUGGCGAUUGGAGCGGUAGACAAAAUCAUAUUUUCCUAUAUUUACCAACAAGAACUGCUCUAGUUUUUUCUACAUCAAACUGAAUCGUUGGAACUAUGCUUGUCUGCUUUAUCAUAUAGCAAGUUAUGAUUUAAAUUAUGAUAUAUUUUUAUCAAAAUGAAUAUUAGUUUAUAUAUUUUGCAAUUUUAUUUUGAAGAUUUUAAUUAAGAAAAAGUCUGAUUUUGUUUUAAAAGAGAAUUGUAUCAAAUCUAUAUUUGUUUGAAAUUAUAUUUAAAAUCCGUAUAUCAUUAUUUGUACUAUUUAUGUAAUAACUAAUAAUACAAAAAAAUAUCUACUUGAUAGUUUCCCAAUAUUUUGUCAUCAGUGAAUAGUUGUAUUUUAUCUAAAAAUAGUUAUAAAAUGACCUAUGAUUAUAUGAAUAAUUGUAUGUCAGUUAUAUAUUUUUCUUAUAACAUAAACAUAUAUUAUUAUUGGAUAAUUUUUUAUGUUUUUAAUAAAACUACAACUAUUUCUGUUUAAAGAAAAGUUUUUACAAUUUAUAAAAAUAAUAACAAACUUUAAAGUGACAAGUGGUUAUAUCAAGCCAUUUAUAAGUUUACUCUGUCCAGCGAGAGACCCGUCAAUUCUGCAGAUUCCCCGCAUGACACCCUGCCGCCAACACUGAUUCUACUACGGCUACUUGUCGCGUGACCAUGUGCAAAAGAACCAAUAUUUGGUAGGCCACAGAGAGUUCUCUCACUGGACAGAGUAUAGUUUAAAUUUGCAUUGAAAAUCCAUACAGC
This is a messenger RNA of Acyrthosiphon pisum (pea aphid), 1971 nucleotides long. Its product is annotated as 1,4-alpha-glucan-branching enzyme. Gene Ontology annotation, biological process: glycogen biosynthetic process. Gene Ontology annotation, molecular function: 1,4-alpha-glucan branching enzyme activity; hydrolase activity, hydrolyzing O-glycosyl compounds; cation binding. The record is from RefSeq and is a predicted model, not a curated record. Lineage: Eukaryota; Metazoa; Arthropoda; Insecta; Hemiptera; Aphididae. Gene Ontology annotation, cellular component: cytoplasm.